CUAAUUUUACGAUUUGUUUUUAUUUUGUUAUGCGCUUUUGACAUACUCUUAAACCAGGCGUUGGUUAUUAAAAUAGAUAAAGAACUUUAAAAUGUCUUUGUCGGUGGACAACAAUAAGUCCAUGCCGAGAAAGGGCGAUAUGAAGCUGGAGAACUAUCCCACGUGUGCGGUAGAGGCACUUACUCGACUCGAAACAUUAAUAGCCAGCCGAAAUAAGCAGAAUAUGGUGAUGCAAAUCAUAUCAGAGUAUAUUUUCCUUGAAAGAACGAGCAAGGAUGCAGAUGUGCGAAAAUCACAAGCGGUGCCCAUCAGCCAAAUGAAUCUUUUCCAGGAAUUUCAACUGAUUAUAGUAUUGAUUGAGUACUUCUCGCGACCAGGAAGAGAUGCAACCCGCAACGCUAUAUUUCUAUCGCUAUUCGGAAGUCAUUUGACCACACAACGAUCUAAAUUGCUGUCUCGGCUAAUUAGCACAGCGGUUUCAGGAUCCGUGGCUCCACUACUCUCCUCCGCUGGCACUUGGAUGCAACAAGUUGGUUGCAAGACACCACUGAGCCUGGAGGUAGCUGAAAAUAUAGUGAGUGACUUCAUCUCAUACUCUCGGAAAACGCCAGAACAACUAAAGCAGCUGCCCAUGGUGGGUCCGCAUUUUGCGGCCAAUUUUAUGGUGGCCGUGGCAGAUCUGUAUUUAAACGAGCAGCGUUCGCAGACUCUAAAUGCCCCGCCAGAUGCACUACUUGAUACCAUAACGGAAUGGAUGACGGAAAAUCCGACGUUGUGUCAGGCGUCAAAGCAACCUUUGGUGUUGCCCGCCGGAGCAAUCGCCAUGCCCUUCACCACUCCCUUAGCAGGACUCUUGCGAUGGGUGGUCCUGGCUCCUUUGGUUUCCAACCGAACCGCCUACAGUAAUCUCCAUCUUUCCCUUCUGCGAGCCUUGCAACAGCUUGUCAGUAGUGGUGAGUCGACAGUGCUGCAUUUCCAGGAUCUUAUGCAAAUCGUUAAAGCUCUGCAGAGUUACUGCACGCGGCUACGGGAAACAAAAACGGUACCCGAAACGGAUGCUGCCUAUCAGAAGUGCAUGGAACGAUUUGCCCAAGCUGUGCAAAUCGCCAUGAACGCAAACUGCAUCUCCAAUCAGAUUCAGGUGCUGUGCAUUCUCGAAUCGUUACCAACACACAAAUUAAUGAAAAUCGUUAUAGCAGCCCAUAAAAAGUAGUAGAAUUUCAAAUUACUAAAUAUAUUUUAGAGGAUAAAGCUUUUUGGAAAAGUAAGUCGGUUUCUAUGUCAAUUGCAAUAUCCAAAUUUAUUCUAAAUAAUUUAUACGAAUUCGUGGAGUAUUAUAAUUUUCAUAUUCUUUAUUGCUUGAGUAAAUUGUAAACCAUUUAAAAUUUGUUUAUAUAAAUAGAUUGAAAUUGUUAAAACUUAAAUAGCGAUGGCCAAUUUGUAAGUCUAUAAAGAGAAUUCGGUUUUUUAAACAUAA
Drosophila eugracilis is the source of this 1477-nucleotide messenger RNA. RefSeq lists its product as uncharacterized. The record is from RefSeq and is a predicted model, not a curated record. Lineage: Eukaryota; Metazoa; Arthropoda; Insecta; Diptera; Drosophilidae. The transcript is spliced from 2 exons. Bases 92 to 1213 code for a protein of 373 amino acids.